GUAGCAUGUACCACAGUACAAGUCAUUUACUUUGACCAGCCAAAUUUAUGUAUUACUAGUACUAGUAUAAAUUUAAAGUAUGAUCCAAUGUUUUUAUUCUUCUCUUCUUCCCAAGUCUUUAAUCUACAUAAGCUUUUCAAAAAGUACUCUUCACUUUGUCUCUCCUCCUCUCUACUUUCUUUUUAUUUUGUAUGGGCAUGAGUGAUACCAUGCCAAACCCCACCAAUUGGGUACAAUUCUACCAACAAGGCCAACCUCAAGGAUCGCCACAGACCACUAUGUUCUCUGACGGACGUGUCUCUGAUGCCACGGUUGUCACCACCACUGCCACCUCCAUAAUCAGUACUCCAGAUCAUCACCACGGACCAUCUGAUGGCCGUGUUUCCAAGCCUAUAAGACGACGAUCUAGGGCUUCACGACGAACACCAACCACCGUGUUGAACACUGACACGGCUAAUUUCCGUGCUAUGGUUCAGCAGUUCACUGGUGGCCCUAUUGCAUCACAAGGGACCUACUUAGGUUUCGGUUCCAAUAAUAUUCAUCAUCAGCAAAUUGUGAACUCAGUUACUACUGCAAAUUCGGGUGCUUACAAUAAUAAUAAUAUUCAGUUUCAGCAAACACUGCCACAAAAUCAAUUGCCUUAUAUGUUCAGCUCAUUGGGUACUAGUAGUCGUCCUCCAUCAGUUGUUCAAGGUCGUGCUGAUAAUUUUAUCCAUAGGGCUACUACGUUGGUAUCUCCUAGUGAGAGUGGAUCUUCACCUUCUAAUGAGAACAAGUCUGAAAAUAACUUCAUGUUCUGAUUAAUUAAUCUGAUCACACAGAUUAAUUUUCAUCUGUUUAUUUUUGGCAACUUUCAACUUCGGCGGCUUGGGUCACUUAUAAUUUUAUGCGACUUUGUGAUUCCGUCGCUUUCUUGUUUUUUUGUUCUAAUUUUUCACUUAGUGAUGAACACUUGUGUACAUAACUCCUGACAAAGAGCAAGAUCCUCGCUGCUUCCUUUGAUUUUACUUUUACAUAGUAUACUAUUUAAAUCUGUUUACAUGUAUUUCCUUGUCUUUGAUAUGUAAUUUUUUUUUGAUUUCUUUAUUUAUUUCCUUUCGACGAAAUACUGUUAUUUGGAGUAAUAGAGGUUUUAUAUAUAGUCAUUUCAAAGGGAA
This is a messenger RNA of Lycium ferocissimum, 1157 nucleotides long. RefSeq names its product VQ motif-containing protein 22-like. The transcript has a single exon. The coding region runs from base 192 to 800 and encodes 202 amino acids. The record is from RefSeq and is a predicted model, not a curated record. Lineage: Eukaryota; Viridiplantae; Streptophyta; Magnoliopsida; Solanales; Solanaceae.